This is a messenger RNA of Pimephales promelas (fathead minnow), 8681 nucleotides long. RefSeq names its product PDZ domain containing 2 (gene pdzd2). The record is from RefSeq and is a predicted model, not a curated record. Gene Ontology annotation, molecular function: protein binding. NCBI's taxonomy places the organism in Eukaryota, Metazoa, Chordata, Actinopteri, Cypriniformes, Leuciscidae.
CUGCUGUUUUCCACUUUAAUGGUAUUGGAAAUCAGAUUUGGCACGUACCAAGACGACCAGUUAAUGGCACACGUUCUCUUGUUACCCCUUGAAGAAUAAACGUACCCUUCUUCCUCAGUCUCCGUGGUUUCCUUUUGUUUCUGCGGAUGACAUCAUGGACCUCUGUCUGUGGUCUAAGAGUAUCACAAGUGGACGCCAACGUUCUGGAUCUGAAGUCUGUGAGGUCAGUGUGUCAUUUUGAGAGGAAUGUGAAGCCAUUUUAAUGCGUCUGAUUACAGCCACCACUGGAGAGCCUUGACUCAACAUGCUGGGGUGGCCCAGGCAGGCCCGGCAACAGCUAGGAUGCCUAUCACCCAAGAAAAUGCCCUGAACCAUCUCCCCCUCCUGGAGAACUGGCUCAGGGCUCGAGGAAAGGACCGAGACGAGGGCGAUGAGUCUCGGAUGAGCACAGGGGGUGUUUGCCAGGCUGCCAUCUGCAAGCUUGUGGAAUACAUCCAGCUAAACUUUGCUGAAAUUGAGAGUCCUUUGUACAGUAGUAGCCCAUUUAGAGAGGAAACUGAUGCUGAAGUAAAGGCGGUCUACCUGAACAAAUCUGAGGAAGAUGGACCGGAGUUCGGCCUCAGCUUUGGAAAUAUUCCCAUUUUUGGAGACCCAGAGGGGAAAAAGAAAGGAGUCAGGAGGAGGCGCAGAAAGUGCGAUAAAGGCCCUGUGUUGGAUGUCGGGUGUAUUUGGGUGACUGAAGUGAAAAAGAACAGUCCAGCAGCCCACUGUGGAGACAUUAAGCUGCGAGAUGAGCUGCUGUCACUAAAUGGACAGCUGAUGGUUGGGGUCGACGUCACUGGAGCCAGUUACUUGGCGGACCAGUGCUGGAAUGGAGGCUGCAUCUACCUGAUCAUGCUGCGAAGAAUCAAACGCAAAGCUCCUCUCCCUCCAUGCAAUGGCAACAAUGGGGGUAACUGUGUGGACGUUUCUAAAGAACCCCGGCGCAAUGUCUCCGACAAGCCUGUUGGCAGCCCCACACACAAUGGGCAAAACGGAAAACGAACCCGCAAAUUUGGCGUUAUUUCCCGCUCCUCGUUCACUUGCGACAGCAAAGACAGUAAAGAUAGCCGGGACUUUGAGCAUGAGAAUGGCUACAGCUCCAUGGAGGCAACAUCCCCAGAGAGCAGCUCCCCUCAGGGCACACCGACCGAUGAUUGUCCGGUCAUUGGCUCCUCUGAGUUGAUUUCAAAUCGCUUGAAGAUUGGGAGCACGGCCACCCUACCCAGCCGAUCCCACUCACGCUACAAAACUGAGUCAAUAAGCAGUGAACCUUCCAGUCAGGCCUGUGAGGGCAGCCAGAUCUGGAAGAUGCACAUGGUGAAGGGUCAAGACGGACUGGGUAUCCAGAUCACAGGCGGUCGAGGGUCCAAACGCUCUCCUCACGGUAUCAUUGUGGCCCACGUGGAGGAGGGAGGAGCUGCACAGAGAGAUGGCCGUCUGAAGGCAGGCAAUGAGUUACUUAUGAUAAACGGUCAUUCCCUUGUUGGACUCUCACACCAGGAGGCUGUAGCCAUCCUGCGCUCCACUGCCGGACUCGUGCAGCUGGUGGUGGCCAGCAGGGAUGAAUCCGAAGUGGACUUCCACAAGUACCCGUCCACCAGCUUGCCCGACCUAGUGAGCACGUGCUCAGGUCCGGACGCCUCUCCCUCCCCCGGGGAGGAGAAGGAGAAUAUGGAGCCGGACAUGGAGGACGUGAGGGCCAGCAGUCUUUCACUGCCCACCCAGGACUUGUUUACAGAUCUUGACAGACUGGAGGAACGUGGCAGGGUUGAGGGUCCCAAAGGAUGCCGAAGCCCCACACCGAUGAAGUUCCGUAGCAGAUCCCAAGGUGGAGGGAGCCGCCUGGAGUCUGUUGGCGAAGAUGAUGAGCUUAUCGUGGAAAAUGGUGAUCCAGGAAGUGAGGUGGCAGAAAAGCCAGUGCGAGGAGGACGCAAACAUUCCCUCCCACAGCAGCUGGAUACUGUUGGUAUCCGACAGGAAUAUCAAAUCGUGAAGAAAUCGGCCCGUUCCCUGAGCACUGUUCAAGUGGAGUCUCCAUGGCGACUGGCACAGCCAUCCAUAAUCUCCAACAUUGUCCUGAUGAAAGGACAGGGCAAGGGUCUCGGCUUCAGUAUUGUCGGUGGUCAGGAUUCGGCCCGGGGGAGGAUGGGUAUAUUCGUCAAGACCAUUUUCCCCAAUGGAGCAGCUGCAGCAGACGGGAGGCUGAAAGAAGGUGAUGAGAUAUUGGAGGUCAAUGGAGAGUCUCUCCAAGGGCUCACGCACCAGCAGGCCAUUCAGACCUUCAAGCAACUGAAGAAGGGGGUAGUUACCCUAACGGUGAGGACCCGUCUGAGAAGCCCCAGUCUUACACCCUGUCCCACGCCAACCCUUCUCAGCAGAUCCAGCUCUCCAAACUCGAAUGCCAGUGGUGGGACUCCAGUCCCUACUAGCUUUGAAGAGGGGGACUCUCGUAGGGGUCCUGGUCCCAAGGAUCGCAUUAUCAUGGAGGUUACAUUAAACAAAGAGCCAGGUGUGGGGCUGGGCAUCGGUGCCUGCUGUCUGACACUGGAAAACAGUGCUCCUGGGAUCUACAUCCACAGCUUGGCACCAGGUUCUGUUGCCAAAAUGGAUGGCAGACUCAGUCGAGGAGACCAGCUUCUGGAGGUGGAUUCUGUGAGCCUGAGACAUGCUGCGUUGAGUGAAGCCUAUGCUAUCCUGAGUGAAUGUGGACCCGGCCCGGUCAGCCUCAUCAUCAGCCGACAUCCAAACCCCAAAGUGUCUGAACUGGAGAUGGAUGAAGUGAUCACUCGCUCCACGCACAGAGAUAGUCAUUCUUCCCACACACUUGGUCUGCCGUCAAAGAGUCCAUCUCCCACGGUUAAAGUCAAGCAGGGUGAGGGUAAUCCUGCUCUCAGCUGGACCAUGAAGAGAUUCCUAGAGCCAGCCAGCAGGCAAGGCUCAUUGAGUUCAGAGGCAGAGCUCGCUCAGUAUUUCUCAGUUCACGAUGUACCCAGCCAAUCUUCCCUUUCUGAGACCAUGGCGAUGGGAUCCAGUGAUGAUGACAUGCUGCAUUGUAGCAGGACCUGUAUUACGUCCAUGGAGGAAUCAGCAGCACCUCAGUCACAUGUCUUCCGGGAUGGUUCCACUAGAGGUUCGGAUAGUAGUCCCACUACCCCAGAAUGUUGUAAAGCUUCAGGCAGGGCUGGUUGCACCGUAGACACGGCCCAACAGGCCAGCGUGGGAAGCAGCCCGAGUUCUGUACGUAGCCCACUUCUCCGUCAGCGCCGGGUCAUCUGCUACGAGGAUGAGCCCAGUGACGACGAGACCGGACUUGAAGAAGACAGUGGCCCCUUUCGUCGCCGUCUCCGUGGGGUCUCAGAGGUCGGCCACCAUCACCACCAAGAGGACGACUCUGGAAUUAUUAUAGCCACAUCAUCUCUUGAAGUCGAUGAUGAAAGCCAGGAUAGUAGCGAAAGCCACAGACAAAUCGGUAGCGAGUCAGCCACUCCGAUCUACGGCAGCUCGCUUGAAUCUGAGGAAGGAACUAGCGGCCCUCCUGGCUCCGAAUCGCCCUUCAUGCCCAUUCGCUGUGUGGAGGCAGCCGGAGGAACAAACCUGGGCAUCAAGAAAGAACCCCAUCGAGAAGGGCUGGAGGUUAAACGCUCACCCAAGCUGGAGCACAAAGCCGUGACUCGUGUCAAGAGCAUGAUGAGCAUUGAGUGCCCUAGCCCUCCACAAAAGGCCAAGGGUGAAGAACCAACUUUACUCCCAGCAACCCCCGUCCAGGUAACGCAGAAUAGCCCACGGCCGCCCUGCAGGAUGCUGCACUGCAAGAAGGGUGAAUCCAGCGAGCUUGCGGGGGUCUGCACCAUUGAGACAAUUGUGCUCCAGCGUGGUGAGACCGAGUCUUUUGGUUUGGAUCUGGAGAUUAAGUCCGCUCCACUCAAGGUGCUGAUCACAGGACUUAGACCAGGUGGUGUUGCGGAAAGGGAAGCCUCAGGGAAAAUGAGUGUUGGUGAUGAGAUUGUAACAAUUGGUGACACCCCUGUGUGUACAUCCACCUAUCAGGAGAUCUGUGACCUCAUGCACAACCUGCCAAUCACAUUGAAUUUAGAGAUUAAGAAGCCAGUCUCAGCUGUAGAUCGACUUUCUAGCUUGAUUAUGUCCUCUGGCUGUGAGGGGUCAUCAAAAUUGGAGGCACCUAGGCCUCCUCCAGAGGAAAGGAAUCAUAUGGACAAAACUUCAGUUGUGGCUCAAGAAAGUCCAUCAUCAGAAACAAAUGCAAAACAGGAAUUAGCAAUCCACACCAACAGCAUGCCUGUCACUAAUAUUGAUGAUGUAAUAGCUGAACUGAACUCAUCCGAAAUCCAAGAAAAACACCAAAAUGUAUUGGGUUAUACAGACACAACUACAAAAGAAGAGUGCAGUAAAGUAGAUGACAGAGAGACUGCAGCGCCAUCACAACCAAACCUGGAUUUCUCUGCACUAGAUGUAGGGAACAAUCCUUGCCAUUUUCCUGUAGGAAAGACAUUUUUAAAUAGUUACUCAAGAAACUUUAGUAAUCUGGCAGAGGAUGUUAUCCCUCUUGAGAAAGACCAUGGAGAGAAACCAAGUAUGUACAGUCUGGUGGAGGAUAGUGACUCUGAGAGCGACUCUGCAGUCAGUGCGGUCAAAAUAGAGAUGUCUCAAGGUCACUGUAAGGGUCCUCAGGACACUGACUCGGAUGAAGAGGAGGUUGAGCUCUGUAUCGGCACUGUCAGUCAACCCGCAUUCAGCCAAUCAGAGGGCAGUACUCCGGCUACUGUCAAUGCUAUUUCUUUCUUGCAGACUGUUGACAAGACAUUUGCUUGUAUGGAUCGCCACAAUUCUCCAUCACCCUCAGCACAAGACAAGGAUUCACAAGAGAGCAAUCAUUCACUCCUUAAGUUACCUGACAAGCUUUGUCCUCAAGUUUUAGAUGAUGUUCUUUUAAAUGGGGAUAGUGGACACACUCUCACACAACAGGAGGAAAUGUGUGCAUCUCAGAGAAUACUAUCAAACUGCAACACUGAUGAAAAAUGUGAAACCAUUGUAAAGCCUGUUCAAGUCUCACAGGCAGGUGUCACUUGUUCCCCUGUUGCUCAACGCAACUGCCACGUCACCCCGAGAAGUCAAGAGAGGACUGCUAAGUUGCUCUCAGAUGCAUCCAAAUACUCAGAGAAACUUAACACUGGACAAAUACCACUGAGGUCAACUGUGUCAGAGCCCAAGGCAUCAAAUUAUACCAGUGGCAAAACUAGUGAGCAGGUCUCCUCUACACUUGCUCCAAAAGACAAGGAGAGAGAGACAGUUCAUUCCAUACUUGACUUGAAAUUAUCCCUCUCCCAGGACCAGAGUAAAUCCACCACGUGUUGUGUCAGAUCUUUAGGAACAAAACCCCCUAAUGACACUCCUGUCUCACCCCUGCUGAGAAGUAGACUCAAAGUUGAUGAUAAAAAGUCAAACACCUCUUCUAAACUCAAGGGUUUAAGUAUUAAAAGUAAAUCCAAAGACCAAGAACAGGCUGCCACUAGAUCGCCCAGGGCCGAAAGCCCAGUACAGAAAAAAGCUCUUAGCUCCCCAAGUCAGUCUCCUAAACUCCACUCCAAAAGAACCACACCAACUGGUAGCCCUAAAUUAACCAGACCUUCUGAGAAGAUCAGGGUUUCUUCUUGUAAAACUGACAAAAGUCAGCCAACUGUGCCCAGUACCUUGAAGGCAAAUCCCAUCAACACAACUAAAGAAGAACUCAAGCCUUCCAAGAAGGAGCUAGUCUUGGAUCUAAAGGAGCAAGUCUCGAAAUUGGAGGUCCCUGUUGUCAGCACUCAAAGAACUUUCAUUGAGGUACGACUUUCUUCCUCUUCAUCGUCUACACCUGUGCUCAUGCGCAAGGAAGUCGUGAAUGCAAGCCAUUUAAGCUUGGCCUCAGUACCGGUUGAUCAAGUCGACUGGGAGGCAUCAAGUUCUGACCCUUCUCUUGGAAGUCACACAAUUCCAUUACAAUUAACCAAUUCUUCAUCUAGUUGUCCUCAGCACAGUGGUGCUAAUAAGGCAAAUGAAACUGCUGAGAAAAUGCAUUCCAAUGGCCAGGAAGAAAGUCUCUUUAGGAACUCAAAUAAUAAAGAUGCUACUUCUAGUCUCAAGUCAAACAAAUCCAAACUGUACCUAAGGGGACUAGAACGCAGGAGCUGCUCUACAGACACCAGUGGGUCUCUUGACCCAAACCCCUUCUCAGUUCGUCAAAGAAUCCAGUCCUUUGAGAAUCUGGCCAGCUUUGAUCGAUCUGUUGUAAGGUGUAUAGACAUUCCGUUUUAUGCUAUUAAUUCCAAGUCACCUCUAAACCGGAGGUAUUCUGAGUAUGCUGGAUCUGUUAGCAGUCAAUCCAAUGACAGUCGUUCUUUGAGGAGGAGUUUCAGCUCAUGUGUAGACAGUUUGAGCUCAACUCCAUCUCUACCAUAUCCACAGAAUUUGUCUUCUAGUUCCACCAACUCUGAAUCCACUCCUUUGAACCAAACCACAGAAGCUGUUAUGAAAGAGAAGGCAAGAAUUAAGUCCUCUCAGAACACGGCCACCGUAAACACGCCACCAGUACUGCGCUCCCGCAAUGCCCGUGCCCAUGGAGGCCUGUCACGCUCCAAAUUGAGAGAGAUAAAGGCACUCAGCAUGCCUGAACUGGACAAGUUGUGUUCUGAGGAUUUUACCAGUGACCCUGGAAAUGUGAUCUUUAAGACGGAGCUGGAAAUACACCCUUGCAGAUCCAUAAACACAGCACCACACAGCCUGCAGUGCACUAUGAUGACCACCAGGGAGAGCAGUGUUGACACUGGGGCUCUUGCUUCAACCAGUAAUGGAGAGCAACAUGAAGGCCAGGUCACAGGGUUAUCAUGUUGGUCUAUAAGUUUGAAAGACCUUGAAUCUUCUCCUUUGGACCAACAUAAAGUGCAAGAUCUUCUGUGUUUCCUCACAACCAAAGUGAAUGUGACCAGUCUCAUACAGGAAACAAAAACUCUUUCAGAGGUUAAAGAUGACAUUUACUUUGUGAUCUUAACCAAAGAGCAGGGAUCUGGACUGGGUUUCAGUAUCGCUGGAGGAGUAGAUCUCGAGCAGCAAUCUAUUACUGUCCAUCGGGUGUUCACUCGAGGGGUGGCAGGAGUGGAAGGUACCAUUCACAGAGGAGAUAGGGUUUUGUCGAUAAACGGGACCAGCUUGAGUGGGAUCACACACGGAGAGGCACUGUCCUGCCUUCAUCAGACCAGACUGCCGAGACAAGCAUUAGUGGUCAUCCAGAAAGACAAGAACACUGAGCCAACAUCAACUAGACAAGAACUUCCUCUUCAGACUAUUGUCUGCCCUUCUCCUGGACAUAGAGUCAGCAUCAGGGAACAUAAAACAAGUGUGGAAGUGGGGCCAGACGGGGCUUUGAGUGUGGAGUUACAGAAGACCACAGCUGGUCUGGGGUUCAGUCUAGAUGGAGGCAAAGCAUCUGCCCAUGGAGAUCGACCUCUCUACAUAAAACGCAUUUUUUGUGGAGGAGCUGCUGAGCAGUCCCGGGUCAUUGAUGUCGGAGAUGAACUUUUAGCCAUCAACGGCAGGUCUUUGCAAGGCCUUAUGCACUAUGAUGCCUGGAACAUCAUUAAAAUGGCCUCUGAGGGUCCUGUUCAGUUAGUCAUCAGAAAACCGCGGACUUCAGUAUGACGUCUGAUAUAUCUGCAUGUUUGUGAGAUGCCAAACUGGGGCGGACUCUUAAUUGUACAUAGAUUUUGCAUUGUUUUUAUAUGUGUUUGAUACAGAAUCUCUAUGAUGAAGAAUUUGUUGCACAUUGAUUUUUAAACAAGGCUUCUGCAGAUUUGUGCGGGCUUAAGGUAUUGACUUUUUAAUUGUAAGAACUAUGAAUUAUGUUAAUAACUACAUCCCUUGUAUGAUAGUUUUAUACUUACAGCUUUUACAUGGUGAUAUUGCAAACCACUAAAGAGUUUGUUCACUCUGCCUAAUCUAAUGGAAUAUGUCAACAUAUAUAUAUAUAUAUAUAUAUAUAUAUAUAUAUAUAUAUCACUCUGUGUGAAUUAUAAAGUGAGAUUUUGUUUGAAUUGGUUUGUGACUUAAAAUGUAUUUGUGGAUUUUUUUUUCUUUUGUUUCUCUAAAUCAAUUAUUGAUUUAUUAAUUUAUCUUGGUGAAGGUUAAAGGAUGUAAUUUUAGUGCUACUUAGAAAUAGAUACAGACCAUUGUACAGAAAAACAGGAAUCCCACCUCCCAUAACGGCAUUAGUUAAACCGCAAGUUUACGUGGCAAAAGCAGCUUUUUUGACAGAGACUUCAGAAUAAAUACUCUAAACAAAUCUGUUCAUUUAAAAUACAGUCAUUUAAUGAAAUAAAAAAGACAUUAGAACACUUUGAUUUGACUGAAAUAUAGAUUUUUAACAUCAUGACAUUUCAGAUUGGUUAUGUUUAAUCAUAUUCUUUCAGCUGUGAAUAUUUUCAUGUUAACUCACAUCUGAGAAUUUCAAAAAAGUUGCCUCUUUAAUAACAUGUAUUAGUGCUGUUUUUAUAUUUUACUUGAAUUUUCUGUGUAAAUAUUGAGGUUCCCAUUGAUAUUAUUGUAAUUUAAUUUCACUGAGUAUUAAGCACAAGUGAAUUAACAAAAGU